AUGGCAAAUUGGCCGCGAGUUUCCCCGCUUUUAUACGUCGGCCUUGGCGUUUUCAUCGGAUUGUGUCUGUCGAUCAUCUCACAGCCAUCUGCCAAUGUAUUUGAUGGAAUCUCAAACUAUCAAGCGAUUCGACCCGAUCGACACAUUGAUAAUCACGAUCACGCACAUAAUAACGAUCCGCAUGACGAUUCACAAGUAGACGACAAUCACGCUGAUUUUGCCCCCGUUCAGUUUCAUUCAAACGAUUCGUCACAUUCUCACGAUGGCGAAAGCAUUGUGGCGGAUGAAAUCGCGAAAAAGGUGCGCGUAUUCUGCUGGAUUCUGACCGGAAAACAGAAUCACGAUAAACGUGCAAAACACGUGAAAGCCACGUGGGCUAGAAGAUGUAACAAAUAUGUAUUCAUGUCAUCUGAAGAAGAUCCCGAACUACCUUCAAUCAAUCUGAAUGUCUCUGAAGGUCGAGAUUAUCUGUGGGCGAAAACAAAAGGAGCAUUCAAAUACAUCUAUGAGCAUCAUUUGAAUGAAUAUGAUUGGUUCCUCAAAGCCGAUGAUGAUACCUAUGUGGUAAUGGAGAAUCUGAGAUUUUUGCUUCUUUCACAUUCGCCUGAUGAGCCGGUUCAUUUUGGAUGCAAAUUCAAGCCAUUCACAAAAGGCGGCUAUCAUAGUGGAGGUGCCGGAUAUGUGCUGAGUCGAGAGGCUCUUAAAAGAUUCAUCGAAGUCGCGAUGCCGAAUAAGACGCUCUGCUCUCAAGGUCACGGCGGAGCCGAAGACGCUGAAAUGGGAAAGUGUCUCGAAAAGGUUGGCGUGAAGGCUGGCGAUUCACGCGACGCCGACGGACGUCAUCGAUUCAUGCCGUUCGUUCCCGAACAUCACUUGUCGCCGGGACACGUCGACCCGAAAUUUUGGUUUUGGCAAUACACGUACUAUCCGUUCGAUCAGGGACCAACGUGUUGUUCAGAUUACGCGGUUUCCUUUCACUAUGUGAGCCCAAACCAGAUGUAUGUCUUGGAAUAUCUCAUUUAUCAUUUGAAACCUUUUGGAAUUGAUCGAAGUUUUCGGGUGCCGAAAAAUGAGACAUUAUUUCACACAGCGUACCUUAUUUCUAAAACGGAACGAGGUCAAGAUGACGCAUUCUAG
Caenorhabditis bovis is the source of this 1137-nucleotide messenger RNA. The record is from the annotation of a GenBank genome assembly. NCBI's taxonomy places the organism in Eukaryota, Metazoa, Nematoda, Chromadorea, Rhabditida, Rhabditidae.